AUGGCCUUUCUGCAACGCAAAAGAACACUUCGGCUGUCACCAAGCACGUGUCACCUGUUCCAAACACAGCCAGGACUCUGCAAUCCGGCUGCGCAGCCACACGCUCCAAAACUAAGCCAGAGAACGCCCCACGGGCCGGGCCAGCCCCAGCACGUCGCACCAGAGGGUGACUACCAGGCCACAGGAAAAGCGUCCCAGGGAGCGCGGGGCCUGCUCACCUCGGGCCCGCUGCAAGGCCCCGGGAGCCCAGGGAAGCGGCACCAGCACGCACAGAGCCCCACGAGCCGCCCGACGGGCGAACGGCAUUCCUGGGCCCUGCUCCCGACCCCGGCCCCUCCUCCCGCAGGGCGCCGCCGGCCGAGAGAGGAGGGAGACCCCGCCGACUGCUACCCCCGGCCCCGGGCACCUCGGCGGCCAUCGGGCCCCGGGCGGGCGGUAAUCGGGCGCAUCCCCACGCCGCGGUGCCGCGGAGGGCCUCGCUCCCCGCCCGGUCCCAGCCGGAAGAAGGGCAGGCGAGCGCUGCGAACGCACCGCGAAUCCGCCGCAGCGAAGCCCCGGCGGACAUUUAGGAUCCUGGCGCGGGGGGCGCGGGCUGGCACAUGCGCAGUGCCGUGGGGCUGCCCUCCCGUCCCGCCUCAGCCUCUUGCGCUUCGUGCGGCAGGGGGCAAGGAGACGGAGGGAAAGCCUCCUCUACUCGGCUCUGCCUCCAGCUCUUACGCCGAGCCUUCGCCGUGGGCCGCCCCCGCCGCAUCUCUCAGGCAGAACUCUCGGCUUCUGGUGUCGAAAUGCCGCUCCUGUGAAGAGCCGCUAGAAUGUCGGCAUUGGCACCGCGGUGCGCUCGGUUUGCGCGGCUCUGCCUGCGCCGCGGAGCUCCCUCUCCCUCUCUCCCGCCAGGGCUGUCAGGACGGCAGCAGCCACCGCUCGAACAGCAGUGGGAGAGUGGAUGGUGUUUUCCCCCGCCCUCUCCGUUGCACCAUUCCACGAGCUGCCCGGGGAGAUCGUGGAACUUGCCUCUCUAGAGACAAUCAAAACCCACCAGGACAUGUUCCUGUGUCACCUGCACCAGCCGACCCUGCCAUGGCAGAUGAUGUCCAGAGGUCCCUCCCAACAGUAACGACCCUGCGAUUCCGUGAAGGUGCUUCUCCUCACUUCAGAGGCCUCCUGGGCGCAGGGCUCAGCUGGAACACACGCAGCUGGAGCCUGGACAGCAGGAUGAGAACCAGCUUAACGACCUUGUUCAGCUCCAGCCUUUCGGGCGUGCUAAACACGUCAGCACACCUGAGACGUCUUCUUUGCCUUUUAGCUAAUGGGGCUUCCAGAACGAGGUGGCUUGUGCAAAGCCGCUGCGACCUCAUACACCUCAUGCCCCACCCCCAAAACAACAGCUGAUUUAGGUUUUAAAAAUAGCAUUAUUGGCGGGGGGAGGGAACAAAACCAACCAAACAAAAAAGCCAAGCCACG
Messenger RNA from Vidua chalybeata, 1461 nucleotides. RefSeq names its product translation initiation factor IF-2-like. The transcript has 3 exons. Bases 1 to 1389 code for a protein of 462 amino acids. NCBI's taxonomy places the organism in Eukaryota, Metazoa, Chordata, Aves, Passeriformes, Viduidae. The record is from RefSeq and is a predicted model, not a curated record.